Oryza brachyantha (malo sina) is the source of this 1737-nucleotide messenger RNA. RefSeq lists its product as uncharacterized. The transcript is spliced from 7 exons. The record is from RefSeq and is a predicted model, not a curated record. NCBI's taxonomy places the organism in Eukaryota, Viridiplantae, Streptophyta, Magnoliopsida, Poales, Poaceae. The coding region runs from base 193 to 1419 and encodes 408 amino acids.
AGCCAAACACCGAAGCGACUCCUCGCCCCGUCUCCUCCCCAUUUCCUCCCCUCCCCUCUUCCGCUUCCGAGCCAAGCAACCGAGCGGAGCAGCGCGCAAACCCUUCUCCUCCUCUCCCUCCCGCCUCGAUUCCGCGCUCGGGUUCCCCUCCCCCCUCCCUUCCCCUCGCCGAGGAGCGGGUUGCUGGUGGCCAUGUGGCCCGGCUGCGGCGGCCGCUUCUACUGGGCGCCCGCGCCGCCGCCGUCGUCGCCGGCGGCGGCGGAGGACGUGAGGGGCAUCGUGGUGGUGUUCGGUUGGGUGUGGAGCGACGAGGCGCAGCUGCGGCCGUUCGUCGAGCUCUACGCGUCGCUCGGGUGGCGCUGCCUCGUCUGCCACCCCGACCUCGUCGCGCUGUAUCUGUCUGAGAAAGCUGCAUCACUGGCAUCUGGUGUUAUCAGUGAGUUAGUGAAGGAAUUUAAAGUAAAGCCAUUGCCGAUCGUGCUUGCUUCCUUUUCUGGUGGUUCAAAGGGAUGCAUGUAUAAGGUUAUUCAGUUACUUGAUGGAAACUGUGAAGGAGAUGCAACCAUGAAGGACUAUAGGUUGGUGAGAAACUGUAUCUGUGGGCAAAUCUAUGACUCUGGGCCAGUAGAUUUCUACAGUGAUGUGGGUACCCAGUUUCUCCAAAAUACUAUAACUGGCAACUCGUCUCGACCAUCCAUGUUACUUUCAUGGAUGACAAAAGCCCUUGCAUCUGGAAUUGAUACACUCUUCCCAAGCAGAAUUGAAGCUCAGCGUGCGGAGUACUGGCACACACUAUAUUCAUCAGCAGGGCUGGGUCCUGUUCUUAUGCUUUGCUCAGAAGAUGAUGAUCUUGCCCCAUGUCAUGUUGUCUGUGGUUUUGCCAGGCGUCUGGUUGAACUGGGCACUGAUGUUAAAGUUAUCAAGUGGAGUGAUUCCCCUCAUGUUGGCCAUUACAUGUUGCAUGAAGCUGAAUACAGGAGUGCUGUAAAUGGUACUCUGGGAAAAGCUCUCGUAACCUUUUGCCACAGAAGCCAGCGGAAUGCAACAAGUGAUCAGGAGUACAAGAUAGCACACUCUGUGUGCAGUCUACACAAAGUGGCCGCUAAUUCUAAUGAGAGCCUGAGAAGGGUAGCCAACAGCCCUAGUGACCACUUCUUCUUGCCAAGUUCGAAGGACCAGAAUGAAUCUAGGGAUCCAGAUUCUUUGAUUGAUGAACAGAGGCGACAACUAUCCUGUCCACCCAGCAUGGAGCCUCAAGGAGUCCUUGGCCAAAUUCUGUUUGAUGUUUGUGUUCCAAAGAAUGUUGAAGGAUGGGACAUCAAACCAACUGUAUCCCCAAACGGGCGGCCAACAUUGGCUUCUGCUCGGCAACUCGGUCCGUUCAAUCCCAUCAAGUAUUUUCGACGUUCAAGACUAUAGCUUGUCUGCUGCAAUUGAGAGUUUUGUGUACAUAUCGGAGGCAGGGUGUCUAAUAUUACUCUGAUCAAGCUUUCACCUAUGUAAGUUUCCUUGAGAUUUCACUUAUUUAUAAUUUCUUUUGUACACCGUUGACUGUACAUAUGAUGUGUAUAGUGUAUAUAAACUAGUUGAUAUGGUAGAAGGGGCCAUCUAGGUUUGCUGGCAAGUACACACUUAACAGUAUAUAUAGGCAAGGGAGUGCGCUAUUAUGGCCCUUAAGUUUUCUAUUUUUGUGUCCCAAAGUCAUGAUCUAAUCUAAUUGUGAGAACUGUUUCUCUU